AUUGUUCACCAUGUUGGAGUCGCUGGGAACGUUGAACCUGUGCGUCUACACUCUAGCAACAAGAGAGUAUCGGGACUCCCGCUUUUCCAUGAAGACCUGAUGCUCUUCCAAUUCAUAAUCCUGUUUUUUAUACCUCUGGUCCGUACAACUUCGGACUGGAUCACCUACCCUGCCAAUGGGACUGCUACCAUGACCCAUUAUACCAUGGCUCAAGGCUACAUCGCUUCAUGCGGAUGCACAGGCGACAGCACAAAAUACCCAACCGCUGCCAUGUCCCAAAUGGCCUAUGGAAGUAGUACCGCGUAUGGCCCUGCCUGCGGAAAAUGCUUCAAACUGACUCUGCUCAACACAUACACGCCGGACCCUCCCUUCUUCCCUGCUGUAUCCAAGUCGGUCAUCGUUAAAGUCACCGACCUCUGUCCGUAUCUCAAAGAUGGCUGGUGUGGCGGGAUGGUCGAUAAAACCAACCCGGGUGGGCAGUAUAUUAAUUUCGAUCUAGUCUGGCCGUCUUCUGCCAUCCCGAACGAUUUUUUCCCGUCAAAUGUUUCGUUCUACGGUUAUUCCGACUUUGGAGUCUGGAACGUGUCUUACCAGACUGUGGACUGCCUCGAAGAUUGGGCCGGACGACAGCAGCAGUCUGCCCUUGGCAGUGUUGCUUCCCUGGGCGAUUCGGGAUGCUGCCCAGCAAACCCAGGGCCCAACAGCACUUGCCCGUCGUUCUCGGAUGAUAAUGCUAUACCCCCUAAUACUGCUACCAGUUUGGGUCAUAAAUUGACUGUACCCAUCGUGUUGCUAACAGUGCUGGUCGCCGUUCUUGUUGUAUAGAUAGAAAUUGAAUUGCAAAAUCUAAUGCAAUGUAACUUCCGUUGUUUUCACUAGCCCUCUCGAUUUGCGUCAAAAUCAUUUCAUGUUCAAUCACAAGGACAAGACACUAUCUACACGAAACAACAACAUUGAAGACCGAACUCCCCAACAACUCAAGCGCACACAAGUAAACCAGAAGAUCCGCUCUCAACCCCGUGGGGGAGAAAGGACCUCCUGCUAUUCCGUGGCAGCAUCGAGAAGAGGAUCGCCCGUACAACAGCGGAUGAUGUGCAGUAGAUGUAUCGUCAGCGUGAAGGAGGAAAUGGAAGAGGACGUUAUCGAUAGAUAAGAGAGGAGAGAAAUAGAUGAGGAUAAGAUGCCAGUGAAUGUCCAGGGAAAUAAUGAGGGGUAUGCUGUAAUUUUGGGGGCCGGCGAUCAAAAGACACCGACGAGAGCGGGAUCCGGAUUCACCAGUGAGAGCGCGUCGGCGUCUGCCCACUCGAGAUUUGACGGGAAGCCGGCCGCAGCAGUAGCAGCCGGCAAGAGCUCCAGGAUCCGAUCCAUCUCCAGCAUAUCCACCUCGAGUUCUGUGUUCCAGAACCCUGUAGUUUCAUCGGCACCAUCCCGCCCAAGACCCUCCAACCCUAGAAUGCCUGCGGUCUCGCUGGCAGUCACUUGCGCCGGGAAGGGCGCUGUCGGGGCCGACGGAUCCGUCGUGACUUGGAACCCGGAGGCGCCCGGAACGUCAAAAGGAAGAUCCGACGAUGAGAGGUUGGGGGAUGGGGCGAGGAUUUCCCGGAAAAGGUCCUCCAUUGUUGCGUCGUCAAUCGUUGGUUCCUCAAGACGCUGGAUUUCGUCUGCACCGUUGAGUCCGAGGGAACGUUCGAGAUCACCCGCUGCAGGGCCAUUGAUGACGGAGUUGGACCGCCAGGAAUGGACGCCACCCGUGCUAGGUGGCGAGUGAUCUCGACUUGCUCGGUCUUUGGUGACAGGCUAGGAGACGACAAGAAAGAUGUCGAAGGAGACAUGUCAAAUUCUAGAGAGGUGUGUGAUGGGGCGGGAGAAAUGGGAAAUGACAUGAUGGGUCCAAGCUCGCUGAGAGGCGAUGUCGCAGUCGUAGUCGUGGCUUCCGUUGGAGAAGCGACUGCGGUCGCAGCGGAUGUUCCAGAGGGUUCCGUCGUCGCAGUUGAGGUGGGCGCAAGACCUUGCGCUGCCAGUGCCUUCAUCACUGUAUCCCAACCUUUCUCGAGCGACUUGAUACGUUGGCGGAGCUCCUCGUUCUCCCGAUCCUUGGCCAGCUCCCUCUCGGCUUCCUGGGCUUUCACCAGUUCCGAAGGUGGGGGACUUGAUACAAGACCAGCCCUCAGUUGGCGAUUCUCUUCCUCGAGUUCGGUAACACGGCGCUCGAGGUAAGAAAACUGAGCUUUACGACGGUCACGGGAGUUCUGUGCUGCGAUACGGUUGCGAUGGGCACGAGCCUCUUUGCGUUCUUCAGAGUUCUGGGAAGUGCGAGGGCGCUUGCGGGAAGGACCGGCCUCUGGGACUUCGUCUUCAUCAUCGCGAGGGGACAUGGAGGUCAUGAUGUCAAUGGACAGGGACGAUGGGUCAACGGACAUGUUGUACGAGUAUACGUGGAGGGAGGAAAGAAAGAAUGGCUUUCCUGUCUUGUAUGGGUUCUGAGGGGGCUGCGGAUGGCAGGACGUCGUGGCCGUGAGGAGAGUUGCCACGUAUUGCCACGUCGCUAUAUGAUAUGAGUGACACAGUCACAGUGACAGGCACCGUACACGAUCACGUGACUUGGAUUGUAU
This is a messenger RNA of Mycena citricolor, 2612 nucleotides long. NCBI's taxonomy places the organism in Eukaryota, Fungi, Basidiomycota, Agaricomycetes, Agaricales, Mycenaceae. The record is from the annotation of a GenBank genome assembly.